This is a messenger RNA of Myotis daubentonii (Daubenton's bat), 7586 nucleotides long. RefSeq names its product protein tyrosine phosphatase receptor type T (gene PTPRT). Gene Ontology annotation, molecular function: protein tyrosine phosphatase activity; protein binding. Gene Ontology annotation, cellular component: membrane. Lineage: Eukaryota; Metazoa; Chordata; Mammalia; Chiroptera; Vespertilionidae. Gene Ontology annotation, biological process: protein dephosphorylation. The record is from RefSeq and is a predicted model, not a curated record.
UUGGAGCGCAGCGGCGCCGACUCCGGGAACCCGGCAGAGCCCGCCCGGCGCCCAGGGCGCGCACAGCCCGCGGCCGCGCCGGCGAUGCGGGGCCACCCCGCGCCCGCCCCAGUCCCGGCCCCGGCCCCCGCGGAAAGGGGCUGAGCCGCCCGCCGCCGCCCGGAUGGCGAGCCUCGCCGCGCUCGCCCUCAGCCUGCUCCUGCGGCUGCAGCUGCCGCCGCUGCCCGGCGCCCGGGCUCAGAGCGCCGCAGGCGGCUGUUCCUUUGAUGAGCACUACAGCAACUGUGGUUAUAGCGUGGCCCUGGGGACCAAUGGAUUUACCUGGGAGCAGAUUAACACGUGGGAGAAACCAAUGCUGGACCCAGCUGUGCCCACAGGCUCCUUCAUGAUGGUGAACAGCUCCGGGAGGGCCUCCGGCCAGAAGGCCCACCUCCUCCUGCCCACCUUGAAGGAGAAUGACACGCACUGCAUCGAUUUCCAUUACUACUUCUCCAGCCGCGACAGGUCCAGCCCGGGCGCCUUGAACGUCUAUGUGAAGGUGAACGGCGGGCCCCAGGGGAACCCCGUCUGGAACGUGUCCGGCGUCGUCACCGAGGGCUGGGUGAAGGCAGAGCUGGCCAUCAGCACCUUCUGGCCACAUUUCUACCAGGUGAUAUUUGAAUCCGUCUCUUUGAAAGGUCAUCCUGGCUACAUCGCUGUGGACGAGGUCCGGGUCCUCGCGCAUCCAUGCAGAAAAGCACCUCACUUUCUGCGGCUUCAAAAUGUCGAGGUGAACGUGGGUCAGAAUGCCACGUUCCAGUGCAUUGCUGGCGGGAAGUGGUCUCAGCAUGACAAACUUUGGCUCCAGCAAUGGAACGGCAGGGACACCGCGCUCAUGGUCACCCGCGUGGUCAACCACAGGCGCUUCUCGGCCACGGUCAGUGUGGCGGACACUGCCCAGCGGAGUGUGAGCAAAUACCGCUGCGUGAUCCGCUCGGACGGUGGCUCCGGCGUGUCCAACUACGCUGAGCUGAUCGUGAAAGAGCCUCCCACACCUAUUGCCCCCCCAGAGCUGCUGGCUGUGGGGGCCACGUACCUAUGGAUCAAGCCGAACGCCAACUCCAUCAUUGGGGACGGCCCCAUCAUCCUGAAGGAGGUGGAGUACCGCACCACCACGGGCACCUGGGCCGAGACCCACAUCGUGGACUCGCCCAACUAUAAGCUGUGGCAUCUGGACCCGGAUGUGGAGUAUGAGAUCCGGGUUCUACUCACAAGACCAGGAGAGGGGGGCACAGGGCCCCCGGGGCCUCCGCUCACCACCAGGACCAAGUGUGCAGACCCAGUGCACGGCCCACAGAACGUGGAGAUUGUGGACAUCCGGGCCCGGCAGCUGACCCUGCAGUGGGAGCCCUUUGGCUACGCGGUCACCCGCUGCCACAGCUACAACCUCACGGUGCAGUACCAGUACGUGUUCAACCAGCAGCAGUACGAGGCUGAGGAGGUCAUUCAGACCUCCUCCCACUACACCCUGCGGGGUCUGCGGCCCUUCAUGACCAUCCGGCUGCGGCUCCUGCUGUCCAACCCCGAGGGCCGGAUGGAGAGCGAGGAGCUGGUGGUGCAGACAGAGGAGGAUGUUCCAGGUGCUGUUCCUCUAGAGUCCAUCCAAGGGGGGCCGUUUGAGGAGAAGAUCUACAUCCAGUGGAAACCUCCCAAUGAGACCAAUGGGGUCAUCACGCUGUACGAGAUCAACUACAAGGCUGUUGGCUCCCUGGACCCGAGUGCCGACCUCUCCAGCCAGAGGGGGAAGGUGUUCAAGCUCCGGAACGAAACCCACCACCUCUUUGUGGGUCUGUACCCAGGGACCACCUACUCCUUCACCAUCAAGGCCAGCACAGCCAAGGGCUUCGGGCCCCCCGUCACCACGAGGAUCGCCACCAAAAUCUCAGCUCCAUCGAUGCCCGAGUAUGACACAGACACCCCACUCAACGAAACGGACACGACCAUCACGGUGAUGCUGAAGCCUGCCCAGUCCCGGGGAGCCCCUGUCAGUGUUUACCAGCUGGUUGUCAAGGAGGAAAGACUUCAGAAAUCACGGCGGGCAGCUGACAUCAUCGAGUGCUUUUCGGUGCCUGUGAGCUAUAGGAACGCCUCCAGCCUGGAUUCUCUGCACUACUUUGCUGCUGAGUUGAAGCCCGCCAACCUGCCUGUCACACAGCCCUUCACAGUGGGUGACAACAAGACAUACAAUGGCUACUGGAACCCUCCUCUUUCCCCUCUGAAAAGCUACAGUAUCUACUUCCAAGCGCUCAGCAAAGCCAAUGGCGAGACCAAAAUCAACUGUGUUCGUCUGGCUACAAAAGGUGCCUCCACCCAGAAUUCUAACACCGUGGAGCCAGAGAAGCAGGUGGACAACACCGUGAAGAUGGCUGGAGUUAUUGCUGGUCUUCUCAUGUUCAUCAUCAUUCUCUUGGGCGUGAUGCUCACCAUCAAAAGGAGAAGAAAUGCUUAUUCCUACUCCUAUUACUUGAAGCUGGCCAAGAAGCAGAAGGAGACACAGAGCGGAGCCCAGAGGGAGAUGGGGCCUGUGGCCUCGACCGACAAACCCACCACCAAGCUCAGCACCAGCCGCAAUGAUGAAGGCUUCUCCUCCAGCUCUCAGGAUGUUAACGGAUUCACAGAUGGCAGCCGCGGAGAGCUGUCCCAGCCCACCCUCACCAUCCAGACCCACCCCUACCGGGCCUGCGACCCCAUGGAGAUGAGCUAUCCCCGGGACCAGUUCCAGCCGGCCAUCCGCGUGGCUGAUCUGUUGCAGCACAUCACCCAGAUGAAGAGAGGCCAGGGCUACGGGUUCAAGGAGGAAUACGAGGCCUUACCAGAGGGGCAGACUGCUUCAUGGGACACAGCCAAGGAGGAUGAAAAUCGCAAUAAGAACCGAUAUGGAAACAUCAUAUCCUAUGACCAUUCCCGAGUGAGGCUGCUGGUGCUGGAUGGAGACCCACACUCCGACUACAUCAACGCCAACUACAUUGAUGGCUACCAUCGACCUCGGCACUACAUUGCGACUCAAGGUCCGAUGCAGGAGACCGUGAAGGACUUCUGGAGAAUGAUCUGGCAGGAGAACUCGGCCAGCAUCGUCAUGGUCACGAACCUCGUGGAAGUGGGCAGGCACCCAGCGGAACACACUGUGGGAAAUGCCACUCUAGGCCGUGCGGCGUCCCCCGGAAUGGUGAAGUGUGUGCGGUACUGGCCGGAUGACACGGAGGUCUACGGAGACAUUAAAGUCACCCUGAUUGAAACAGAGCCCCUGGCAGAAUACGUCAUACGCACCUUCACGGUCCAGAAGAAAGGCUACCACGAGAUCCGGGAGCUCCGCCUCUUCCACUUCACCAGCUGGCCCGACCACGGCGUCCCCUGCUAUGCCACUGGCCUCCUGGGCUUUGUCCGCCAAGUCAAGUUCCUCAACCCCCCCGAAGCCGGGCCCAUCGUGGUUCACUGCAGUGCCGGGGCCGGGAGGACCGGCUGCUUCAUCGCCAUCGACACCAUGCUCGACAUGGCCGAGAACGAAGGGGUGGUGGACAUCUUCAACUGUGUGCGGGAGCUCCGAGCCCAGAGGGUCAACCUUGUGCAGACGGAGGAGCAGUACGUGUUUGUGCACGACGCCAUCCUGGAAGCGUGCCUCUGCGGCAACACGGCCAUCCCCGUGUGCGAGUUCCGCUCCCUCUACUACAACAUCAGCAGACUGGACCCCCAGACCAACUCCAGCCAAAUCAAAGACGAAUUUCAGACCCUCAAUAUCGUGACGCCCCACGUCCGGCCCGAGGACUGCAGCAUCGGGCUCCUGCCUCGGAACCACGAUAAGAACCGGAGCAUGGAUGUCCUGCCUCUGGACCGCUGCCUGCCCUUCCUCAUCUCGGUGGACGGAGAAUCCAGCAACUACAUCAACGCGGCCCUGAUGGACAGCCACAAGCAGCCGGCGGCCUUCGUGGUCACGCAGCACCCUCUACCCAACACCGUGGCGGACUUCUGGAGGCUGGUGUUUGACUAUAACUGCUCCUCCGUGGUGAUGCUGAAUGAGAUGGACACUGCCCAGCUCUGUAUGCAGUACUGGCCUGAGAAGACCUCCGGGUGCUACGGGCCCAUCCAGGUGGAGUUCGUCUCCGCAGACAUCGACGAGGACAUCAUCCACAGAAUAUUCCGCAUCUGCAACAUGGCUCGGCCUCAGGAUGGGUAUCGUAUAGUCCAGCACCUCCAGUACAUUGGCUGGCCCGCCUACCGGGACACGCCCCCCUCCAAGCGCUCUCUGCUCAAAGUGGUCCGGCGGCUGGAGAAGUGGCAGGAGCAGUACGACGGGCGGGAGGGACGUACCGUGGUCCACUGCCUAAAUGGGGGAGGCCGCAGCGGGACCUUCUGUGCCAUCUGCAGCGUGUGUGAGAUGAUCCAGCAGCAGAACAUCAUUGACGUGUUCCACAUCGUGAAAACGCUGCGGAACAACAAGUCCAACAUGGUGGAGACCCUGGAACAGUAUAAAUUCGUAUACGAGGUGGCAUUGGAAUAUUUAAGCUCCUUUUAGCCUGAUGGGAUGGGGAGCCUGCCGGAGUCCAGAGGCUGCUGCAGUCAAACCCCCUUUUCUGUGAAUGGCAGUGACGGGCUAAGAGGCGGCACCUGGCCCAACUCCAAGGAGAAGACUGGUGGUCUCAUGCCUGGGGUGGGCCCUGCACCUUCUGAGGGGCUCCUGGAACUGGGAAAUAGGCUCUGAAAGGCCCAGGCUUCUCCUGCACCUCCACUGGCCACAGACGCGGACCCACAACGAAGCCCCAGACUUCCCAGUUCCCCGACCUCUUGCUUCUGCGCUUUCCAAGUGUGUGGACCUCAUGGAAAGCCAGCUGGGGGUGCUGGGAGAUGCAGGCUUGCUGUACCUCCAGGCCUGCUUCUCCUUGGGAGUGAGGGGAUUGUCUCCGCCUCCACGCUGUGGGCGCAGUGACUGGCCUCUUGGGGUCCCUGCCCUCUGCAGUCUCCUUCAGUGACCUGGGGCUGUCCCAAGACCACAGCAGGGGCCCCAUCCUGCCCCCCUGCCUGCACGGAGCUAGCCCUCCAGCAUUCUGUACCCUCCCCAGCCCGGGCCUUGACCCUCUGUCACUCACGCCAGCCUGCUGGGUCCACAGCACUCUUGGAUGAAGGUUUUCUUUGCUUUUUUCUCCUCGGUGGGAGGGGGUGGAACUGCAGGGAUGGUGGCUGCUCCUCCUUGUCUGUGAAAAGGGACCACUGCCUGGAGGCAGGGCUCUUGCUGACCCUUGGGUGGCGCCCCCUUUGGGAGAGCUGACAGGAUAAGAUUUGAUUAUUUUCCAAAGCAUAUAUUAAAAGAAACUUUCUUUUGGGGGAUGUAAAAUCUAAGUCUCUUAUGUGAAAAAAAAAAAAAGGGGGGGAGUGGGGCUGGGAAGGAAGUUUGGAUGUGUAGCUACAGGACCAAUCUCUCAGGCCUGUCAUCAGGCAACAUCCUUAAAGGGUCCCACCUGGGACGGCCCAGCCUCUGAUGAGGCAGAGUCGGCUGGGCGGAGGCCACUCCUCUGGCUUCUGGGCAGCUGAGUCCCUGCUUUCAGCAUAAUCUUCCGAGGAAACCCAGCUGCUAUCCUGACAAAGGCCACUGUGGACCAGUGAUGGGCCGAGGGACUCAGGCCUGGGAAACUAGGGUCCUGCCCAAGGAUGUGUGAGUCGGUGACAGGGAGCCGGCAUCUGCUAGGCAUCUCCUGUGUGUCCGGGUGAACCACUCCGUGUGCCAUCCCACAAUCUUAGGGAUACCCCCGCCGCGGGGAGAGCGCGUGCCCUUUCGUUAUCUCCAUGUUAUGUGAGGAAGCCAAGGCAUCUUCCUCGGCGGUGAAAUUCUGGGCUCCAGAAAGGCGAAUAAUGGCGAUAACACUUAUUUUCCUUACUUUCUCCAUCCUUUCUCAGCCAAGCAAUUAUUUUAUGGAGGGAAAAUAGGGCCAGAAACUUCUGGGCAGAGAACUCCACAAAUGGAAAUUUAAUUCUUUCUUGUGCCAGUUAGUCUGGGAGGCCCAGAAUUUCAGCUCUAUUUUAGUGCCUCGUUCCUGGCUCCCCAGGAAAAGCUAGUCUCCUGUAAUCAUUCCUUCGCCAGUGAAAACCAUUCCCUGUUCCCUCAGGCAAUGCUGUCUGCCGCCAGAGACUCCCUACCUUGUCUCUCACAGGGGCCUGGGCUCAGGACCUGACAGCCUUGGGGUUGCCUGGGAUGGAGGAAGCUGCAUCGUGGAGGCUGCUCUAGCCCCAGACAGGAGGAAUCAGCAGCUCAGAGUGCACUGGGGAAACUGAACCACGGUGUAGCGCAGGAGCCACGGAGCAGGGAGCCUGCCUAGGGCUUCCUAGAGGAGGUGACUCCCACCCCAGCUGGGUCUCCACUGCAGGAAAUCCAGGCCAAGAUCAGCAUGGGCAAUGGCAAAGAGGUGUGGGAAGUCCUGGGGUGGGGGCAGUAUAGGGGGAAGGGCAGCCCACCCAGAGGUCAGGAGAGGAGCCAGGGUCGGGGGUGAAUGCUCAGCCAACAGUGCAGCUUCGCCCCAUGGGCCGCAGGGAGCUCGGGGUGACGCUCUCAGCUCAGUGUUGGGCAGGCGGCCUCUUCCCCUUCAUCAGACACUGUGAAAACACUCCCUUCAGCAUGUACUCUUUACUAUCACAUCUACUUGUCUGUCUGCUCAUUAUUUUGUCGCUGGAACAAAAUACGCAGGGGAUUGUGAGCUUCUGCUUCUGUGAGAAACGGGGUCUCUGCUCUACCAGGGGGCAGGGUGACCCAGCCAGAGCCCACAGGAGGGGACAUGGAAAGAACCCACAGACGCUGCUCCCAGUGGCACGGGCUCGGGAGCUGUCUAGAAGUCCGGGGACUUGAUCAAGGAAGGGCUGUCACUUUGGAGGUUCAAAAAGAAACAUCUCAAAGCAAAGGAAGAAAAAGGAGCCCCAGGAAGAACUCACUCUUCUCCUUUCAUGGGCCCUUCCCCGUGAGCUCGAGCGGGUCCCCGGGCCCCAGCCCCCACCGGUUCUGCUGGCCUCGCCUGGCUCCAGUCCACGGCUCCAGCCGGCGCUCCCCCAGCCUUCAAAGAGCCUACAGCCUAACAAAUCACCCUGUUAUAUGCUCCUUCCUCAGAUCUUGGCUCAUCCAUACAGAAUGAGGGGACUAAGGCUACUAACACAAAUCCUGAGAUUUAUUCUGCUCAGGAAGGGGUAAAACAGCUGGCAGAUAAAAAAUGGCAGUGGCUUCUAUCCUUUCAAAUGGUAGGGAUUUAAAAUGUGACUUCAGGCAGAAGGAAAACUGUAAAAACUCAGACCACAGUGGGAUAACCAAGGGCCAGUGAUGGUUCCCGCCGUUCGUCCCUCAUUUCCUCACAACCCAGCCACCUCCCAAGAUAGCAGGGCAGUGAACAGGUCUUAGGCCAGUUUACAAAGAAGAAACUGAGGCUGGUGAGUGGAGAUGCCUCCCGAAGAUCCCACAUGGCCAGGGCUUGGGUGAGAUGGGGCACCGGAGCCCAAGAAGUUGAGCUUUAUCAAACACCGCCUCCCCUAUGGUACCUUCCCACCCUCCACUUACAGGGGGACUCACCUUCUCCAUG